GAGGUUAUAACAGAACAGAGAAAAUCCAUAUAAAUUGGCAUAAAAGAUAAGAAGGCAAACAAACAAAGAUAGGCUUCGUCUUUUAGUGAUACUUGGGAGCGUUAGAGUCUGAUGUACAGAAACUAGCUUCCUCAAAAAUAAAACGAAAAUCUGAGACUUGAGACAUUGCCGAACAACAUUGUUUGCCAAUAAUUUAACAAUGGAGUGUGCAAUUGGGGGCAAACUUAAACUUCUUUCUCCUUCAAUUCCAAGCUUUCUGAACAGUAGGAGGCUCCCAUGGGAUCAACUUCGAAAUAAGCGACUGACUACCUACAAGUUCCAGAUUCAAGCUCAGAACUGUUUCUCAUUGGAGGUAGAGGUUGAGAAAGGAGGAAACUUGGGAAAUUUUAAUGGUGAAAGCCUCGUUUGGCCUUCUCCUAGCGAUGAAAUUCCAUUCUGGAACAAGGAGUUCCCCUGUUGGGAUGUGAGCUCAGAUAUUCCAGUUGAAGUAAACAAGGACGCUCAACUCCUUCACAUAAUUCAUGUCACGGCUGAAAUGGCACCUAUCGCGAAAGUUGGUGGUCUUGGUGAUGUUGUAACAGGACUUGCGCGGGCAUGUUUGUUGCGUGGUCAUACAGUUGACGUGAUGCUCCCUUUCUAUGAAUGUAUCAUCAAGGAGCAGAUCAGUGACUUGACAUUAAUCACAUCCUAUAACUCUUACCAUGAUGGAAGUUGGAUCCCAACUAAUGCAUAUCGUGGAGUAGUUUCAGGAGUUGCAAUUAUACUUAUUCAACCAACCAAUCACUUCUUUAAGGGGAGAAAUGUAUAUGGGGGUUCCUACAAUGAGCUGGAGGCAUAUUUGUUCUUCAGCAGGGCUUGCCUUGAAUGGAUGCAGGUGACUGGUACGCAACCUGACAUCAUUCAUGUUCAUGAAUGGCAGACAGGUGCUUUACCCUUGCUUUAUUGGGACAUGUACCAUUCUCUCUCACUCAAGAAACCAAGAAUAGUAUUGACAAUCCAUAACAUGGAGCAUUUUGGUGAGUGUAGCAAAGAGCAACUCGACAAGUGUGGUCUUGAGGGAUCUAUAUAUGCAUCUAUUGACAAGGCAGUUGAUGAUCGAACCCUUGGCCAUAAUCCUGAGAGGUUGAGCCUACUGAAAGGUGGAAUUGUCUAUAGUAAUGCGGUAGUCACAGUCUCCCCAUCUUAUCUUAAGGAGACACUAUGUUCUGGAUGGCUUUCAAGUGCUUUGAUAAAACACCGAGAUAAGUACAUUGGUAUAUUAAAUGGGAUAGACAAUACAAUCUGGAACCCUGCUUCUGAUGUUUUCUUGCCUGCUAAGUUCCAUGCUCAAAACUUUGAGGGCAAAAAGUUAUGCAAAUACUAUGUCCAAAAGGGGCUUGGUUUGCCCACCGGUGCCCAUGUAACAGAUAUGACACACAAGGUGCCCUUGGUUGUCUGUAUCACUCGACUAGUUGCUCAAAAGGGUCUUCAUUUAAUCGUGCACGCUAUUAAGCGUGUUGAAGAACUUGGGGGACAGAUGAUUGUACUGGGGAAAGCUCCGGAUGCUAAGGUUGAAAGAGAAUUUGAAGGUCUUGCAAAUUCGUAUAACCAAGGCUGUAGUAUUCGAAUCUUGUUGAUAUACAGUGAGGAGCUGUCUCAUAUGCUUUAUGCUGCAGCAGACAUGGUGUUAGUUCCUUCCAUGUAUGAGCCAUGUGGACUUUCCCAAAUGAUUGGAAUGCGCUAUGGAGCAGUUCCGGUGGUUAGAAAGACAGGAGGUCUUGCAGACACAGUCUUUGACAUGGAUGAUCAGCCAAAUCAUGAAAUGGGCAAUGGGUUUGUUUUUGAAGGAAUAGAUGAAGCAUCCCUAAAUUGGGCUCUGGAUCGUGCUUUUUUGUAUUUUGUAGACAAACCAGAUAAAUGGAAAAGCAUUGUAAGGAAGGUAAUGGAACUUGACAACAGCUGGAACAACACAGCAGGGAAAUAUGUCGAGGUCUAUAAUGCAAUCAGAUCAUAGCAAGAUGGUGAUGGUAGACUAUCAAGAGGAGGCCAUUUAAUUAAGCGACCGAUUGGACUUCAGCUAGGCCUAUGCCUAUGCCCUGUGUAUAUUCCUGUAUAUUUCUUUUACCAGUUUUAUGAUUGCAAAUUAGAUCGGUUACAUUAACAUGCAUGCAUACAUAUUUUAGCUGCGAAAAGUCAAUUAUGGCCCAAUUUUACGUGAUGCCUCUCUACCUAGUACGUAUGCUAUUUGAUUCUGCUGUACACCUUUCCUUGAACUGAAAAUAAGAUGUGUAAGCAUUAAUCUUACAUUCUUUAUUCAAGUUUGCUUAGUCAUUGAGAACCUAUUGCUUGUAAUAAGUGCUAAGGGUGAUCUUACAAUGUUCUUAAUUCAUUUAUUUGUUUUUUGGCCUA
Messenger RNA from Ziziphus jujuba (common jujube), 2388 nucleotides. RefSeq lists its product as uncharacterized. Lineage: Eukaryota; Viridiplantae; Streptophyta; Magnoliopsida; Rosales; Rhamnaceae. Gene Ontology annotation, molecular function: alpha-1,4-glucan glucosyltransferase (UDP-glucose donor) activity. The record is from RefSeq and is a predicted model, not a curated record. The transcript is spliced from 15 exons. Bases 200 to 1993 code for a protein of 597 amino acids.